Heterostelium album PN500 is the source of this 1770-nucleotide messenger RNA. RefSeq names its product acyclic terpene utilization AtuA family protein. The transcript is spliced from 3 exons. Lineage: Eukaryota; Evosea; Eumycetozoa; Acytosteliales; Acytosteliaceae. The record is from RefSeq and is a predicted model, not a curated record. Bases 1 to 1770 code for a protein of 589 amino acids.
AUGGGUGCGGCCGAUCCCAAAGGCGCAGGUGAAGAGGCAUUGGAUAUUGCCAAUUCACUCGGUAUCGACAUUCGUAUUGUCGUUGUUUGUGAACAGACCACCGCAAACAGCGACUCUCCCGACACCACCACCACCACCAACACACCCACAACAACAGUCUACAAAAAGAAUUCCGUAAACAAUUCUUCGCAAUCAAAGUUGGUUGCCAUUCCGAGUUCCAAUGGAUUCUCUGUCAUGGACAACUCACUGAACGAAGAGGAGAAUGAAAAUUGGGAGAUUGGAUGUACCUAUCUUGGUGCAGAUGCAUUGAUUGACGCUCUUAAACUUGGUGCUGAUUUAGUUAUUGCAGGUAGAGUUGCUGAUCCGAGUCUAUUUGUUGCUCCAAUUGCCUAUACAUUUGGUUGGGAUUUAACAAAAGAUUUCAAUUUAGUUGCUCAAGCUACUCUUGCAGGCCAUUUAUUAGAGUGUGGAUGCCAUUUGACAGGUGGUUAUUUUGCACAUCCUUUAGGAAGAAACACAUCGUUUGAAAAGCUGGCGGAUCUCUCGCUCCCGUUCUGUGAUAUCGAUAGGAACGGUAAUAUUGUUAUUGGAAAGAUCGAGGGCAGCGGUGGUGAACUAUCUGAACGAACAUGUAAACAACAGUUGACCUAUGAGAUUGGUGAUCCCAAGGAGUAUAUCACUCCGGAUGUCAUUGUUAAUUUUAGUCAGGUCGAAUUCGUGGAGCUCUCGGAGAACAGUGUGAUUGCCAGGGGUGCAAAAGGAUACUCCAGGCCAAAGGAUCUACUGAGAUUGCUCGCCAAGAGCGCUGGAUAUAAAUCGUGGGCUGAGGUGUCCUAUGGUGGACUGGGUUGUGUGGAGCGGGCGCAAUGGGCCAGUCGAUUGGUGCACAAAUGGAUGGAGGAUAAAAAGAAGGGAAUCACCAAGAAUAUGAUGACUUAUUUGGUUGGUUACAACAGUCUGUAUCUACAGCAUGGUUCGCGCUUCCAGAUUCCACCUAGCUCGCUGCCCUCGACCAUUCCAGAUGGCUACGAUGGUGCCAACUGGUCGGCAUCUGGUUAUCCACCUGAGGUCCGACUUCGUUUCGAUGGUCUGUUUGAGAGUCGGGAAGAUGCCGAAACACUGGGAAUGGAGCUGCAGGGAUUAGGUCUUUGUGGACCUGCAGGUGGUGGUGGUUUUGCCUUUGGCAUUAGAAAAGAUAUUCGUCUGGUCAGACAUCGAGUUUCAAAGAGUAAUCGUGGAGGUACUAUCAAAAGAACCACCAAUUCUUCGAGUCGUAUUGCUCUCAACAACAAUAACAACAAUAACAGCAGUAGCAAUACUCUUCAAGACUUUGAUAAACCUUUCACUACUCAAAACAAUCACCAGAUUGCCUAUAACAUCGACAAGAGCUGGAAGAACACUGUCUACUCGAUUAUCGACACCUCUAGACAGUCAGGAAGAGUGUUACUCUAUAAUAUCGCACAUUCUCGUAGUGGUGACAAGGGUGACAUUGCCAAUGUCUCACUGAUUCCCUAUAAUCCAGCGGACUACCCUCGUCUUCAGAAAGUUAUCACACCAGAGUGGGUGAUGAGUGUAUAUAAGAAUCUAUUAAAGAACGAAUCCAAAGUGAACAUAUACCAACUUCCAGGUAUCAAAGGUUUCAACAUCGUGCUAAGUUAUGCAUUGGACGGUGGUGUAUGUGUCAGUCGAAGAGUUGAUCGUCAUGGUAAAACUCUUUCAGAUGUCAUUUUGAAUCAGUGGAUCGAUUUGCCUCCCCUUUCCUCAUUAUAA